Aspergillus caelatus is the source of this 2525-nucleotide messenger RNA. RefSeq names its product DUF803 domain protein. Gene Ontology annotation, molecular function: magnesium ion transmembrane transporter activity. The coding region runs from base 184 to 1995 and encodes 603 amino acids. Gene Ontology annotation, cellular component: membrane. The record is from RefSeq and is a predicted model, not a curated record. Lineage: Eukaryota; Fungi; Ascomycota; Eurotiomycetes; Eurotiales; Aspergillaceae. The transcript is spliced from 4 exons. Gene Ontology annotation, biological process: magnesium ion transport.
CUUGUCUCAACUACAUCGUCCUGGGCCUCCCAUUUAUUUCCUGUCCAACUCUGCCACUUCCUUGCUAUUUUUCUUUCUAGAAUAUGGCGACAGUACUUCGAAUCUUGCCGAAACUCUUUUAAUGUGUUGCGGCGUCUGGUCUACCGUCCCCCACUUAACGACCAAUGCAUAAAGAUACUCGUGAUGGGUAAUUUAGGUGACCUGUCCCCACAGGGGAGUGUCGCGGUCGGAGUUGUCGUUGGACUGGUUUCGACCAGUCUCCAGGCCAUUGGAUUGACCCUCCAGCGCAAAUCGCAUAUCCUCGAGGACGAGAAACACCCUUACGAUCUCCGCCGGCCACCAUACAAGCGUCGAAGAUGGCAGCUGGGCAUGCUAAUGUUCGUCAUUUCGAACAUCGUUGGGAGUACUAUACAAAUCACUACACUUCCGCUUCCGGUAUUAUCGACUCUCCAAGCUUCCGGGCUCGUCUUUAAUACCGUCUUUGCAACCUUGAUUUUGGGGGAAGCGUUCACCAGAUACUCCCUUAUAGGUACCAUCCUGGUCUGUAUCGGCGCUAUUCUCAUAGCAACCUUCGGGGCCAUUGGGGAGCCUGCACACACCCUCGAUCAACUCCUAGAACUCCUCCAGCGUUGGAAUUUUAUUCUUUGGAUGGCUGGAACAGCUGUACUGGUGCUGGUCAUCUUACUCGGCUCAAGACUUCUGAAGUACUUCGCGUCUCCAUUUCGUUCAAAACACUCGAGUUCCCGCCAUCCUUAUGUGCCACAUCUACAACUGACCCAAGGCCGUUCUCGGCUAAUACGUGGUUUAUGCUGUGGACUAGUAAGCGGGAUUCUAUCGGCACACGCUUUACUUUUGGCAAAAUCGGCAGUUGAACUGCUUGUACGAACGGUCGUGGAUCGUGUGAAUCAGUUCAACCGAUGGCAGUCAUGGGUAAUAUUGAUUGCAAUGAUCACACUUUCUCUCACGCAGCUCUUCUACCUACACCGAGGCCUGAAGCUAUGCAGCACGAGCGUUCUCUAUCCGUUUGUCUUUUGCAUUUAUAAUAUCAUAGCCAUUCUGGACGGUCUUAUCUAUUUUCGUCAGAUGUCUCAGUUGACCGGCCUUCAUGCUGGACUUAUCGCACUGGGUACUCUUGUGUUGCUAAGCGGGGUGAUGUGUCUCUCAUGGCGAUUAGAAGUCAUCGAUAGUCAUGCCGCUGUAACGGUUGUCGGCCCAUCUCAGACCGCACUGGGUCCUGGAAUGGCCGUUGUCGAGGAACACCCUCGCUCAUCCCUCGAACUGGGGCUAGAAGACGAAGAAGACCAGGCCGGAGAGCAUGAACCUCUUCUAUGGAAAGCCUCUCACCGCAGAGCUUCUCACCGACGAACUCCCAGCUUACCUGUACUCACCCCUCAAGGGAGUUCGGCAGACAUGGAUCCAGCAUCCAUUUGGGCGGAGCUCGACGAGUCGGAUUUUGAUUACGCUGACCCGGACUCCCGGACACCGUUACUCAAACGACUCUCUGCCGAUCCAUUUCAAACCCGAUCAAGAGGAAAAACCAAGUCUGUCACCCUGAAAGACGCCUCCCUGCGCGGACAACGCCACUCAUCAACCAGCCCACUUAGCCAUCAGACCUGGAGUCCCCGCAAGGUUCGACCUUCCAGCUUCCAGCCCGGACACCAACGAAGAACUUCAGCCCCAACGCCCGACAACUGUCGAGCGCCCCAAAAGCGGCGCACAUAUGCCGGCGGCUCUUCUUUCUUUGACAUCUCUGGCCUCGGAUACGGAACUCAGGACAACCGCUCCGACACUCCCUCCUCCCGUGAACCACCACCACCACCACUACCCACCGACACAGACGCAACGCCCCUCGCAGGCACGAGCAGUGGCGCUCUAGGAACCGCAUGGCAAACCGGUCUACGGUACCUCUCUCGCUUAACCGGUGGUCAACGGCGGAGCGACCAAAGAACUCACGAUGAUCCCGAACACAACCCGGACACCCAUACAGAUAGAUAAUAUCCCUGCAUCCGUUAUCAAUGAGCCAAGAAAGGACUGACCUUCCCAUAUCCCAUUGUAUAUUAUAUCACAAUAUUCUUAUAUCUGCUUAUGAACCAUAGUCCAACACAGUCGGAAAUGCUCAUCCACCCUACAUCCAUGUUUACUCUUUGAUUUACUUGACCGGAACUAACCAGGGAUGGUAUGUUGAGCGACCUUUGGAUUUGGGGAAAGUUACUGGCUACUCGUGUAACGGACAUGGUUUGUUUUUCCCCCUUAAUUCUAUUUAUUUCUUUUUUAGUUUUUGCCCUUCAUAUCAUAUAGCGUGGACGAUGAUACCUUGGAUUAGUUAGAUUGGCGGUAGACUUUCCUGACUCUGGGGUUUUUAUUUUGGAGUAUUCGUUCUUUCAAACUACCUAUGGAAUGGACUUCCAGUUCUAGACCAAGGUCCAAACAUGUGACUGAAAUCUAGUGGAAACAAGUAAUAUUAUGCGUGGGAGUACUGUCUCCCUUGUUUGUUCAGUUACAAAAUGAGGCAAAAGAAGAGCUCC